AAACCAGGCAAUUGCAAAAGCGGCUUCGCGUCAGAUCCACCCGUCCGUUCCAUUCCGCGAGUGAGGGACGCCCCGCUUUUCCGUUACUCCGCAGCGUCGCCUCCUCCGCUCUCGUCGCGCCGCCCUCUGCCCUCCGGCUCCAUCCCCCCGCCCGCAGUAUAUGAGGUCCUAGUGUUCUGUGGUCUUGUCUAGUGGCGGGAACUGUCUGUCUCUCUGUAUUGUUCAAGUAAGCUUUUGUAAGAUUCCUGCUCAAUGUCAAAUGCAAAAGUAGUGCUUGAUCCUGCAUUUCAAGGAGCUGGCCAUAAACCAGGGACAGAAAUAUGGAGGAUUGAAGAUUUUAAGCCAGCUCCUUUGCCAAAAUCAGAUUAUGGUAAAUUCUACUGUGGAGAUUCAUAUAUAGUUCUGCAGACGACUUGUAACAAAGGGGGUGCUUAUCUUUUUUAUAUCCACUUCUGGAUUGGAAAAGAUUCUAGCCAGGAUGAAGCUGGAACUGCAGCAAUCAAGACUGUUGAACUUGACACCAUGCUUGGGGGUCGUGCAGUACAGCACAGGGAACCACAAGGCUAUGAAUCUGAUAAAUUCCUAUCAUACUUUAAGCCAUGCAUCAUACCCUUGGCGGGAGGUUUUGCUUCCGGGUUUAAAAAGCCAGAAGAGGAGAAGUUUGAAAUGCGGCUAUAUAUUUGCAAAGGGAAGAGAGCUAUCAGAGUUAAAGAGGUUCUCUUUGCUCGUUCAUCAUUGAACCAUGAUGAUGUUUUUAUCUUGGAUACUGAAAAGAAAAUAUAUCAAUUCAAUGGUGCUAACUCCAAUAUUCAAGAAAUGGCCAAAGCUUUGGAAGUGAUCCAACAUUUAAAAGAGAAGUAUCAUGAUGGAGUGUGUGAUGUUGCAAUUGUUGAUGAUGGAAAAUUGCAAGCAGAAUCAGAUUCAGGUGAAUUCUGGGCCCUUUUUGGUGGUUUUGCACCGAUAGGGAAAAAGGCUGUAAUUGAUGACGAUGUUGUUCUUGAAACGACACCACCAAAGCUUUACAGUAUCAGUAAUGGCCAAUUGAAUUUAGAAGACAAUGUUCUUACAAAAUCAAUUCUGGAGAACACUAAAUGCUUUUUACUUGACUGUGGGGCUGAGCUGUUUGUAUGGGUUGGUCGGGUAACACAAGUUGAUGAUAGGAAAACCGCCAGUGCUGCAGUUGAGAAAUUCAUUAUUAAACAAAAUAGGCCAAAGACAACAAGAAUAACUCAAGUGAUUCAAGGUUAUGAGAAUCAUACAUUCAAGUCUAAGUUUGAAUCAUGGCCAGUAAGUAAUGCGGCAGGGAAUGCCGGUGUGGAAGAAGGGCGAGGGAAAGUUGCAGCGUUAUUGAAGAAGAAAGGUGUCAAUGUCAAAGGAGUCUCAAAAAGCAAUGCUCCAGUAAAUGAUGAAGUUCCUCCUUUGCUAGAAAGCAGUGGAAAGCUUGAGGUUUGGUUAAUUAAUGGCAGUGCUAAGACUGCUCUUCCAAAGGAGGAACUUGGAAAAUUAUACAGCGGAGACUGUUUUGUUGUUCUCUACACAUAUCAUUCUGGUGACAAAAGAGAAGAAUUCUAUCUAACUUAUUGGAUUGGGAAAGAUAGUGUACUGGAAGAUCAAGAGAUGACUUUUCAAACAGCUAAUACAAUUUGGAAUUCAUUGAAAGGAAAACCUGUGCUGGGUCGUAUUUAUCAAGGGAAAGAGCCACCACAAUUUGUUGCUCUUUUCCAGCCAAUGGUUAUUCUGAAGGGUGGUAUCAGCUCUGGAUACAAGAAAUUUGUAGAACAAAAUGGUCUGACGGAUGAAACAUAUUCUGCUGAUGGCACUGCUCUCGUUCGAAUUUCUGGAACAUCAGUUCAUAACAAUAAAGCACUUCAAGUUGAUGCGGUUUCAACGUCAUUGAGUUCCACAGAUUGCUUUAUUUUGCAAUCUGGAAAGACUAUGUUUACCUGGAUUGGCAAUUCUAGUUCUUUUGAACAACAACAAUGGGCUGCAAAAGUUGCCGAGUUUUUGAAGCCAGGUGUCGUCGUCAAACAUUGCAAGGAGGGAACUGAGAGCUCUGCUUUCUGGUCUGCUAUUGGUGGAAAGCAGAAUUAUACAAGCAGAAAUGUUGCGCAAGAUGUUGCUACUAGAGAGCCUCAUUUGUAUACCUUCUCUCUUAGGGACGGGAAGCUGGAGGUUACUGAAGUUUUCAAUUUUUCACAAGAUGAUUUGUUGACAGAGGAUACAAUGAUAUUUGAUACACACUCUGAGGUCUUUAUUUGGAUGGGUCAGUGUGUGGAGACAAAAGAGAAACAAAAGGCAUUUGAAAUUGGCCAGAAAUACGUAGAACAUGCAGUGGCCUUUGAAGGUAUUUCUCCUGAUGUGCCUCUCUAUAAAGUCAUUGAAGGGAAUGAGCCUUGCUUCUUCAGGACAUACUUCUCCUGGGAUAACACACGAUCUGUGAUCCAUGGGAAUUCGUUUGAGAAGAAACUUUCAAUUCUUUUUGGAAUGCGUUCGGAGGGUGGAUGCAAGAGCUCAGGUGGUGGACCAACUCAAAGGGCAUCCGCAUUGGCUGCUCUUUCAUCUGCAUUGAAUCCAUCUUCACAAGGGAAGCAGUCGAAUGAGAGGCCCACAAGCUCAGGUAAUGGUGGGCCUACUCAGCGUGCUUCAGCAAUGGCUGCAUUGUCCUCUGCACUUAAUCCAUCGUCAAAACCCAGCAGCCCACAGCCACAAUCUCGUUCAGGUCAAGGUUCUCAAAGAGCCGCUGCUGUUGCAGCACUGUCCAAUGUUUUGACUGCUGAGGGAUCUUCUCAAAGCCCCCGCAGCAGUAGGUUGUCCCCAAAAGCAGAUGCUGAGAAGACUGAAUUAGUUCCAUCCGGUGCUUCUCCUAAAUCUGAAGCAGGGGAAUCCUCCGAAUUUCAUGCAGACAAAGAUUCUCCAGGAGAUGAACGAACAGAAACUGAUGUCUCACAGGAACAAACUGCCCAUGAAAAUGGAGGCAAAACAACCUAUAGCUAUGACCGCUUGAUAUCAAAGUCCACGAACCCUGUUAAGGGCAUAGAUUACAAACGCAGAGAGACAUAUUUAUCAGACAAUGAAUUCGAAACCGUAUUUGGUAUGACUAAAGAGGAAUUCUACCAGCAGCCAGGGUGGAAGCGAGAACUGCAGAAAAGAAAAGCCGAUAUUUUCUAAAGCGUGGUUUUCAAUAGAGCCUUGCCUUUUCAUGCUACGAAGCUUUGCACAUUCCUAAUCUUCUCUGUACACGGUUGGCGUUGGUGGCAUGACACAGGAGAGCCCACGGUGUCCAGCAUUCUCAUUCUCAUCAUGUCCAGAAUUCUGCUGUUUUCCGCGAGUUGUGUAAGGCAAUUUUUAUUUGUACAUGGUUUUGGAUUAUAUAGCUCCAAGGGUAGUCCCUAUAUUAUUCUGAGCUUGUUCU
Messenger RNA from Phragmites australis (common reed), 3412 nucleotides. RefSeq names its product villin-2-like. Bases 253 to 3168 code for a protein of 971 amino acids. Gene Ontology annotation, biological process: actin filament severing; cytoskeleton organization. The transcript has 24 exons. Gene Ontology annotation, molecular function: actin filament binding. The record is from RefSeq and is a predicted model, not a curated record. NCBI's taxonomy places the organism in Eukaryota, Viridiplantae, Streptophyta, Magnoliopsida, Poales, Poaceae.